AUGGCGCCUGGAACCAAAGACAUGCGACGGGCGGACCUGAUCGUCCCGUAUCAGGAACCCGUCGUCAAGGGCGAGGUGACGGAUUUCUCGUCGACAAUGUCCUCGACGCUGCCCAUGGCGGCCAUGUUCAUGCGCAACAAGUUUGUCGGAUGGAUCGCCGUGGUGUUUUCCAUUCAGACGUGGUUGGGCGAGAGCGAGGAUAGCAAGAAGAGCAGCGGGACGCCUGGGUACUUUUCCGUCGGCAUGUCUCGU
Molecule: messenger RNA, 252 nt
Organism: Trichoderma reesei QM6a
Lineage: Eukaryota; Fungi; Ascomycota; Sordariomycetes; Hypocreales; Hypocreaceae
Exons: 3
Biological process (GO): protein insertion into ER membrane
Cellular component (GO): endoplasmic reticulum membrane
Molecular function (GO): protein folding chaperone
Source: RefSeq, a predicted model, not a curated record